UGUGGGGUGACUUGCCACCGGGUUCUUCGCAGGGGUGGCUGCGUGGUAAUGCCGGACUACCUACACCACCUUCUAUCGAGGAGCACAAGUGGCUCAUUGAACCUGUGGGGACAGAAAACUGGAUCCUUCACGGAAAGGGCCGUAAACCGAACGGCCUUAUCACUGUCCUGUUGAAGGAGUUUUGGCCUGGCCUAUUCUGCCCGCGGCCAGACAGGGACCCGCAGCAGCGGGUUUUGGCCAUGAGCUGGGCCCACUACGAGGCUUGCAGCAACGCGGAGUACGGGACGACCGCUAAGGCCGUGAUCACCAAAUUUUGGCAACUCUAUAGAGUUCUUGACGAGCACAAGGCCAGAGCCGACGUGGUCUUGCUUGCGGCUGCGAAGAAGAAAGCUCGUCAGUUGCAGUACGAGGUGCGCUGGGUUGCCGUCUCGCAGUACUACCACUACUACCUGCACCAAAAGAUGCCCAAAACUCAAGCGCAGAAGCUACGACUUACCUUGAGCAAGGAGCAGUUCAUGAUGGUUGUUCCUCGUUGGUGCUAUGGAAGGCAUGACGGAUGGGCGAGUUUGGUGGAUAGGUGGCUCGGCGCUGAUGCAGAGUUUGCUGCCAAGAGCAUCAAGGCCCGGGCUAACCGUGGAGACGACGGGUCACACAGCCAAGGAAACAGGAACCACUGGGGCUUCAAGGCCAUGAAGGAGGACAAGUUGAAGAGGCCGCUAUCAGACAUGGAGUCGUGGAAGCUGGCCCGCGAGCGGAGUCAUCGCAAGGAGGGCGAGAGCUAG
Triticum urartu is the source of this 782-nucleotide messenger RNA. NCBI's taxonomy places the organism in Eukaryota, Viridiplantae, Streptophyta, Magnoliopsida, Poales, Poaceae. The record is from RefSeq and is a predicted model, not a curated record.